This is a messenger RNA of Pygocentrus nattereri (red-bellied piranha), 2391 nucleotides long. RefSeq names its product ADP ribosylation factor like GTPase 3a (gene arl3a). Gene Ontology annotation, cellular component: cytoplasm; microtubule cytoskeleton. NCBI's taxonomy places the organism in Eukaryota, Metazoa, Chordata, Actinopteri, Characiformes, Serrasalmidae. Gene Ontology annotation, biological process: cilium assembly. The coding region runs from base 70 to 618 and encodes 182 amino acids. The transcript is spliced from 6 exons. Gene Ontology annotation, molecular function: GTPase activity; GTP binding. The record is from RefSeq and is a predicted model, not a curated record.
AAUGGGCUCGUGACGUCACCCGCCUUCCCUAGUAACCCGGCUCGGCGUCUCCGCUGGAAAAACAUCAACAUGGGUUUGUUAUCAAUCCUUCGGAAAUUGAAGAGCGCCCCAGACCAGGAGGUGCGCAUCCUGCUUUUGGGCCUUGACAAUGGAGGAAAGACAACACUACUCAAGCAGCUGGCUUCUGAGGACAUCAGUCACAUCACCCCUACACAGGGCUUCAACAUUAAGAGUGUGCAGUCCCAGGGCUUCAAGCUGAAUGUUUGGGACAUUGGAGGCCAGAGGAAGAUCAGACCAUACUGGAGAAACUACUUUGAAAACACUGAUGUGCUUAUAUAUGUCAUUGACAGUGCAGAUCGGAAAAGGUUUGAAGAAACAGGACAGGAGCUGGCCGAGCUGCUGGACGAGGAGAAGCUUAGUGGUGUCCCUGUUCUUAUCUUUGCCAACAAGCAAGACCUGCUCACUGCCGCUCCAGCCUCAGAGAUUGCAGAGGGCCUCAACCUGCACACCAUUCGAGAUCGCAUGUGGCAGAUUCAGUCCUGCUCUGCUCUUACAGGAGAAGGAGUCCAGGACGGCAUGAACUGGGUCUGCAAGAAUGUCACAGCAAAGAAGAAAUAGGAGCAUUGGUACAUUUCUACGCUUUCCAGGCAUUGUGUGAAAAAGUGAACACUGUGGACUAUGGAUUCUUCACCAGCUGGUCCAGGUUAUAGGGGAAUGAACUCUACUCAGACAGCAGCUGAGGAGGACUAGGACAAGACCUUAAACCCCUGACCCUUGCAAAUGGCCACCGCCACUGCACUGCAAGUCCCCAGCCACAUUCCCCAUGGAUCCACCAUGUCCUGUCACCAAUUCCACUCUCAUUUUACUGUUCAUUUAGCCUAAAACUAACUGACCACUACCCUUAAGAUCUACGUAUAACCAAAGUACUGCAGCUAUCAAACCUCACCUAGGCCCUAAACAGUAGUGCUAGCCAAGCAUAGGCCCUGCAGCCACCUGACAUUCAUUUCAAGACUGAGCUUCGUUUCUACCCCCCCCUCUAUAUGCGUUCUCUCUGCAAAGGCUUGUUACUUCAUGUAUUGCAGUUUUAUGAUGUGCGAUCAGCCAUGGAAAAAUGUGUGGUGGUGCGCAUGUGUGUGUGCGUGGUAAGUGUGGAAACUGGCUUUUGUGUCAUUACUUGAUGUGGAGUGUUUCUGGUACAGAGAUUUUUGAGUGCAUACUAAUUUGAGGUGUCAGAGGACAUGGACACACACUGUAGAGCCUUUUUUCCAUUUCCUGGUUUUUAUCUGUUGCUUCUUUUGGAUGUUUGAGAAGAAUUUUGAUGUUUGGCCACCUUGUUGUGGUGUUUGUUUGUUUUUUUGUUCCCUGUGUAACUUAUGCUCCAAAAGAGCAUUCUGCUGGCUUGAACUGUAGUGUUAUGAAAGCCUGGAAAUUAAGUGCACAUUCUAAUUUAAUUAGUGGGACAGCAUCAGGCUAAGACAGUGCAUACCUCUGGAAGCACAGCCACCUCCUCUUCCCUUAGGACAGGACAUGAAUGGAAUUGUUGACAGGUGUGCUGGUAACAGGUUUAGCAGGCUUAAGCAUCUGGUUGUGGCAGCGAAGAGGUGCUUUAUAUGUGUGAGACUGAAUGCUUGCCCCAGGGUGGACUGAUCCAAGAGUGACCAAAGUAGGGGAAAGAUCUGCGGAAAGCUCAAGAAAAGGGACUUUUGUGUGCUUGGAGGGUUACUUAUGUAUUGUUGCCGUCAGGACAAAAUCUUAUAUCUACAUUGUUUUUUGUUUAUUUUAUGCUUUGAAACCACCAGCUGACCUUUAUAUUGGAAGAAUAUUUCAUAAUGAAUGGACCAAACAAAAUGGUCCAAAAUCACUUGCAGGAAAACAAAAAACUUCUAUUAUAAGUUAACAAUGUCUUUUUUUUCUUUUUCCUGUAAGUUUACAGUUUUGGACAUAUUAGGUGUUGUUCUGACAGUGAUGAUAUUCGAUUACUGUACUAUUUCCAGUUGUUUGGCUUACUUUCUGAAUUGUUUUGAAAAAUAACUGAAUUAAACCAGUGUAAUAAAAUAUGUUGCGAUAGCUGUGUAAUGCGUAGGGGAAAAAAAGUUAUUUACAACUGUAUCUGGUUUUAAAGAAGCUUCUAACAUGAUAUCCAGCAUAAUAAAUGUAUUAGAAAGAAAAGACAUACUACUAACAUAAUGGACCAACAGCUUACAGCAUGGCUUAAGCACCUGGAUCUUUUGAUGAAACCUGUGAGAUGGAUGCCAUAAAAUGCAGAAUUUGGUCAGAAAUCAAACUGUCUCUUUAUAUAUGAAUUUCUUUCAAAGGUUUUUUGUGUAUGUGUCUUGUUUGGUUUUGUUUAUCAUAUUUAAUGAUUAAAUUGGCACGGCUGUUGAAACAUUU